UAGCGUCGCCGGCUGUGUAUGGUGGGGCGCGAUUCAACACGACAAACCAGUAAGAAGCCACUUUCCUCAGGACAGGCCAUGCAGGCGAUCACGCCCAUACAGACAGAGCCGCUACUGUCAGCCUACCAGGAUUCCCAUAGCUGCUUCGCUGCCGUCCUUGCGGAUGUCGACCGCCUCCUCGAGAAGAUGAAGGCCAGGCAGGCGACUAUGAAGCAACGCAUGGCCGACGACCAGCAGUGCUUUGAUCAACUCACUCAGGACACUCAAGAGCAGGAAGAUGCUCUGCCGAACGCACUGCGCUGAAUUCACUGACGUCAGGCAGCUGCGCAGAUGCAAGUGACAAAUUUGCCGCGCCACCGUGCGCUGUUGGUGACGGACACAAGACGGCAGUACACGGUAGAGUAGAACGAUAAUAUACUGGCUGUUGAGGACACCCAUUUUGGCAGGAGGUAUGGGUGAAUCAUCGGGUUGCUCUGGUACCCCUCACGUCUACUCUGUAUCCUGUAGGGACACGCAUACGACGAUAAAUUGCCUCCCCGUCAGCCGCCGUAGCCAAAGCUCUUAAUUUUGCGCCGCAUCUGCCUCACCUACCUUUGCGCACCAGUGGCAGCGUCCUGCAGCACUCGUCUUCUCUGUGAAUGAUGAACAGACGCGACAGAGACGACUCAGAGUUGCCACUGCGCUGCCCUGGCGCAGACACUCCAGGCGUGCCCUGAGGCAGUGCACUACCUCGAGGGAGACGAUAGCACACACUUCUCCGCAUCGACUGUGAAGUCGAGCUGCUCUCUGUGAAGGGUGAUGCGCUGCCUGAAGUGUCUUGGCGCGCACCCCUCCACGCCCAUAACAGUCGUGACUUCGCACCAUUUCAUUUUGCAUGUCUCCAGAAGCCGGACAUCACGGACGCCACGCUGUCUCCUCUGGCGUGCCGGUCGAUCACGAGGUCGAGUUUAUCGAGACUAUGGCGCACUUUCUCGCCUUUGACGACGCAUUUCUGGCAAAUUUGGAGUGCGUGGUGAGUCGUGGUGCGAAUCUGUGCUGCGGAAAGGCGUUUGUCGCUCGGCGCUAGUGAGCACCCCUGGGGUGACACUGGGGGUGCGCCUACCUUCGCGCUGUCGCGCACUCGUUGUAACGGUUCUCCGGUGCUGA
Molecule: messenger RNA, 1146 nt
Organism: Leishmania braziliensis MHOM/BR/75/M2904
Lineage: Eukaryota; Euglenozoa; Kinetoplastea; Trypanosomatida; Trypanosomatidae
Source: the annotation of a RefSeq genome assembly